This is a messenger RNA of Phascolarctos cinereus (koala), 1179 nucleotides long. It is a transcript of the gene PANX3, whose product is annotated as pannexin 3. Lineage: Eukaryota; Metazoa; Chordata; Mammalia; Diprotodontia; Phascolarctidae. Gene Ontology annotation, cellular component: plasma membrane. Gene Ontology annotation, biological process: cell-cell signaling; positive regulation of interleukin-1 production; monoatomic cation transport. The record is from RefSeq and is a predicted model, not a curated record. Gene Ontology annotation, molecular function: wide pore channel activity.
AUGUCCCUCGCACACACCGCUGCAGAGUACAUGCUCUCAGAUGCCCUGUUGCCUGACCGAAGAGGCCCGCACCUCAAGGGACUGCGCCUGGAGCUGCCCAUCGAUCGCAUCAUCAAGUUUGUGACUGUGGGCUUCCCCCUGUUGCUGAUGUCCUUGGCGUUUGCCCAGGAGUUCUCACCUGGUUCUCAGAUCAGUUGUUUUUCUCCCAGUAACUUCACCAUCAGGCAGGCUGGCUAUGUGGACAGUUCCUGUUGGGACUCCCUGGUACAUCACGAAUGGGAUGCUGAUGGAAACUAUAAGACAAAAUCCCUCUGGACCCACAAGGUUCUCCCCUAUUCCCUCUUGGCUCUGGCUGUGCUCAUGUACCUACCAACUCUGCUAUGGAAUUAUGUGGCUGCUCCAUCUCUCAGCUCUGACCUCCUAUUCAUCAUCAGUGAAUUGGACAAAUCUUAUAACCGUUCCAUCCGGCUAGUGCAACAUAUGCUAAAGAUCCGUCAGAAGAGCUCUGACCCUGAUGUUUUCUGGGAUGAGCUGGAGAAGGCUCGGAAAGAACGGUAUUUUGAGUUCCCCCUGCUAGAAAGGUACCUUGCCUGUAAGCAGCGUUCACAUGUCCUGGUGGCUACCUACCUCCUAAGGAAUUCCCUCUUGCUCCUCUUCAUCUCAACUACCUGCCUGUACCUCGGAUACUUCCACCUGAAUAUCUUCUUCCAAGAGGAGUUUAGCUGUUCUAUCAAAAUGGGGCUGCUAAGGGAUGAGAUUCAUGUCCCAGAUCUGAUUACAUGCAGGCUGACCUCUCUUUCCAUCUUCCAGAUGAUCAGCUUCUCCAGUGCAGCAGUGUACCUAAUCCUGGUACCAGUGAUAAUGUACAACCUGACACGACUGUGUCAGUGGGAUAAGCGACUACUAUCUGUCUAUGAGAUGCUACCAGCUUUUGACCUACUCAGCAGAAAAAUGCUGGGCUGCCCCAUCAAUGACCUCAAUGUGAUCCUGCUUUUCCUCCGUGCCAACAUCUCUGAGCUCAUCUCUUUCAGCUGGUUGAGUGUUUUGUGUAUAUUGAAAGACACAACCACUCAGAAGCACCAUAUUGACACAGUGGUAGAUUUUAUGACCUUGUUGGCUGGCUUAGAACCCUCAAAACCUAAACAUCUUACACCCAAGGCAUAUGAUGAUCACCCAUAG